GGUUGCCAACGAGUCCCAUCCCGAGUGGAUGGAAACCGGCGACAUGGCGGCGUCCGGCCCAGCGCUGUGCCUCUUCGACGUGGACGGGACACUGACGGCCCCGCGACAGAAAAUUACCAAAGAAAUGGAUGGCUUUCUACAAAACUUGAGGCAGAAGAUCAAAAUUGGUGUGGUAGGCGGGUCAGACUUUGAGAAAGUGCAGGAGCAGCUGGGAAAGGAUGUGGUUGAAAAAUACGAUUAUGUGUUUCCCGAAAACGGCCUGGUUGCAUACAAAGAUGGGAAACUCUUGUGUAAACAGAGUAUUCAAGGUCACCUGGGCGAGGCCCUAAUCCAAGAUCUAAUCAACUACUGUCUGAGCUACAUCGCAAGAAUUAAACUCCCGAAGAAAAGGGGUACUUUCAUUGAGUUCCGAAACGGGAUGUUGAACGUGUCCCCAAUUGGGAGAAGCUGCAGUCAAGAAGAACGCAUUGAGUUUCACGAACUUGAUAAAAAAGAAAACAUCAGACAGAAGUUCGUAUCAGACCUGCAGAAAGAGUUUGCAGGCAAAGGCGUCACGUUCUCCAUAGGAGGCCAGAUCAGCAUCGACGUCUUUCCUGAUGGCUGGGACAAGCGGUACUGCCUGAGACAUGUGGAAAAUGACGGCUAUAAGACCAUCUAUUUCUUCGGGGACAAAACCAUGCCCGGCGGGAAUGACCACGAGAUCUUCACCGACCCGAGGACCGUGGGCCACACGGUGACGACCCCCGAGGACACCCGCAGGAUCUGUGAAGAGCUGUUCCCCUAACAGCCCCUUCCCUGAGGGAGGGCAGGGCAUCCCGCUGACAGGCUGGAAGGGUCACCGUGGCCACACUCGGGAUCCCUCCCUCCCUCACAUGCCCGCGAACCCCAGCCGGUGCCAGGUUCCCCACACGUCCUGGGGCCUUGACGACGUGGCCUCCACCCCCAGUACCAGGAGCAGCCAGACUUGUCAAGAAUGGCCGGAAGGAAUGCCUCCAACCCAAUUUUAUUCCCCACCCCCGAGUCUCAGACCCUCCACAUGUGCAAUCACGGUACACACGGUUUUGGGGGAAUCUUCCCCAUCAUUCUAGAAUGAUACAGAAUGAAUGUAUCCAGAUCCUCCCUCCUCAUGGGUCUUGUGAACAAUGUAACUGGCAAUGUUUGGACCCCCUGUGUCAGUACGCACGGGGGCAUCUGGUGAUGAGAAAGGACAAGAUGUUUACAGCCAUCCCUCCCCAAACAGAAGUCUGGUAACACCUCCUGAGGGGAAGCUCUUGCCCGCUGUCAGCCGGGGAGGACUCUGAAAGCAAAGGCCCUGUGGCCAUCAGGCAGGACUGAGUUCAGCAGCACAUGGGAUGCAAACCGUAGCAUGGCCCACAGACAGGUGGCCACCACGUGACCACUGACCCCAACAAGGUUGCCUCUCAGCUGGCCUGCAGUUCUGGGGGCGAGCUCUGAAUUCACUACACCUAGGACAGACUGCUGGGGCUCCGCCCCUCGGGAUGGGAGCAAGUGGGCCGCAGCAGCCCUGCCCCCAGAUGCUAGAGCCUCCCUCCCCUCUGCUUUCUCAGGGAUCACAUGAGAGGCUGGAUCGUUAACAGAAGAGGAGCUGCACGGCUGCACGCAGAUCUUCAUGUGGACCAGCCUGCCUGUCCCGGCCUCACCCAGACCUGGACCUAAGGGGUGGGAGCCGUCCGACGGUUGGGCCUGUGACCCUCACUCCGUGCUUUGAGUUCAGCGAGGUCCUCAUGCUGCUGGAAGGCAGCCCAUGAAGAGCGCUUUCCAAGCAAACGGUUCACAGGUCACUUUUCAGAAUCUGGACUUGUCAGGACCCGCAGACCCACAGUCCGCUCCAAUCCACAGCACGGCCUCUGCUCAGGCCUGGCCGAUCUGAACAGGGGUCUGCACCCCCGCUGCCCCACCCCCACCCCACCAGGUGCUUUCAUCUCCACAAGCCUCCCAGGCCCCACCAGGCUUAUCCUGGCUGGGGGUCCAGUUGGGAGCCGUCUG
Lontra canadensis (Northern American river otter) is the source of this 2007-nucleotide messenger RNA. RefSeq names its product phosphomannomutase 2. NCBI's taxonomy places the organism in Eukaryota, Metazoa, Chordata, Mammalia, Carnivora, Mustelidae. Bases 29 to 784 code for a protein of 251 amino acids. Gene Ontology annotation, cellular component: cytosol. The transcript has 8 exons. Gene Ontology annotation, biological process: mannose metabolic process; GDP-mannose biosynthetic process; protein N-linked glycosylation. Gene Ontology annotation, molecular function: phosphomannomutase activity. The record is from RefSeq and is a predicted model, not a curated record.